CUUCUUUCUAAACCACAAAAUAAUCUUUUUCGAUUCUUCUCUCCGGGCUCACUGGCUCGAAGCUCCGGUCAUGGAGUCCGCCACGCCGUUCAUGGCCUCUAGAUCCCUCCUUCUCCCCCGCUCUGUCCCCAUUUCGCGCUCUCCGGCGCCGGAAAUUGCUAGGAAUGGCGUUCAUUCUUGCCCCUCAACCUCUUCCUCCGCUUCUCUGAAGUGCCAUCGCAAAUCCUCGAGAAUCCUCCUUCCUUAUUGCGCUGUUUCCGAUCUCCAACCUUCCAAGACUUCGCCUGAACUAGGGCUUCUGCUUGAAGUCGAAGGGGUUAUUGCAGACAUAUAUCGUUUAGGCAACCGACAAGCUUUCAAUGUAGCAUUUCAGAAGCUUGGAUUGGAUUGUGCAAAUUGGACAGAACCUGUAUAUGCAGACCUGACUAGGAAAGCAAGUGGUGAUGAAGAAAGGAUGCUGGUGCUAUUUUUCAAUCGGAUUGGUUGGCCCACUGCAUUGCCUACUAAUGAGAAAGGAACAUUCACAAAAAGUGUUCUGCGGGAAAAGUGGAAAGCUUUGGGGGAGUUUGCUGCAUCAGCUAACCUUCUUUUGCGGCCUGGUGUUGAGAUAUUUAUUGAUGAUGCGCUUAAGGAAGGUAUACCUGUAGUUGUGCUGACCGCCUAUAGCAAAAAUGGGGACAAAAUAUCAAGGUCCAUUAUUGAAAAACUUGGCCAUGAUAGAAUAUCAAAAAUCAAAAUUGUUGGAAAAGAGGAAGUGGAAGGUAGCUUCUAUGGGCAACUUGUUUUAGGCAAAGGGGUCUCCUCAAGUUUGGAGGAGCAACUAGCUAAAGAAGCGCGCAAAGCUGUUUCCAUGGAAAAACAAAAGGUCGCUGAGGAGGUUGCAUCAACUCUAAAGCUUAGCGUUAACCUUGAUACCACAGCACCAGAAAGCUUUGACAAUAUUGUGAUCACAUUGCGAGCCGGAGCUGAAUGCGCAGGCCUGCCAGUGGACAAGUGUAUUCUGAUUGCAGGCAGCCAAUCAGGUGUACUUGGAGCUGAUCACAUAAGCAUGCCUUGUGUGGUCUUAAGAAGCAGCCUCACAGCAAGGGCAGAGUUUCGUACUGCUAAGGCUGUUAUGGAUGGUUUUGGCGGGGCCGAUUUAACAAUCUCUAAACUCCAAAGCAAGAGAUGGUAGAGGAGGUCACUGAUGAUUACUCUGUGAAUUUGUUAGUCAAUAACAAUCUCUAUACUGUUGUCAUCAAUACAACUUUUGACCUCACCAAAGUCGAUAAUGACUCCGAAGUUGCACUUGUUCCUGAUUACUCUGUGAAUUUGUUAGUCAAUAACGGAUCCGAAGUCGUACUUGUUGUUCCAUGGUUAUCACCUUAUUAAGGAAAGACAGGAGAAAGAAAUACUGAUGAAUGACACUUGUAUCA
Dioscorea cayenensis subsp. rotundata (Guinea yam) is the source of this 1415-nucleotide messenger RNA. RefSeq names its product CBBY-like protein. The transcript is spliced from 11 exons. NCBI's taxonomy places the organism in Eukaryota, Viridiplantae, Streptophyta, Magnoliopsida, Dioscoreales, Dioscoreaceae. Bases 71 to 1174 code for a protein of 367 amino acids. The record is from RefSeq and is a predicted model, not a curated record. Gene Ontology annotation, molecular function: hydrolase activity.